UUAUGUCCCCUUUGUCAGAUAUAUAAGAAUAUAACUAUAUAAAGUAUAGUUUUCUGAACAUUCUUGUUGGUUAUAUUCAAAUCUGAAAACACCUUAAGUUUUUUGUGUACUGUCAUUGCCUUCAGAAAGAAAAGAGAGGAUGGUGAGAGUACAUACCAAAAUUCCGGGAUCUUGCUUUAAAAUAAGUAAAGCUCGGAUUCGUUCACCACCGCUGCAAUCCAAUCCAGCUUAUAAUUCUAUUAAAAGUGGCAAGAGUGAGUACUUCGAAAAUGAGUGUGGAUCGAGCUUCAGCAGUGAAGAAAGCUCUGAAAAGGGUGAGCCAAAGGAGGGAAACAGAAUCAUGAUCGUUGUAGAUGCAACCUUACAGGCUAAGGGUGCUCUUCAAUGGGCAUUAUCCCAUACUGUUCAAAAGGAGGACACUGUUAUUCUUCUUCAUUUAGCCAAGCCAACAAAAUGCGAUUCACAUACUGAGAGUGAAAUUGAUCCAAAAGCUUAUGGACUUCUUUACUCUCUGAGAAGCGUCUGCCAAUCCAGAAGACCUGGGGUACAGGUGGAAAUAGUAGCACUUGCAGGGAAGGAGAAAGGUCCAACAAUAGUGAGCCAAGCAAAGGAACAUAAGGCAUCAUUACUGGUACUAGGCCAUAGAAAACGAUCAAAGGCAUGGAGAUUUUGGAUGAGAUGGACAGGAAGAAAAAGAAGCGUUGUGGAUUACUGCAUCCAAAAUGCCGAUUGCAUGACAGUUGCUGUAAGGAGGAAGAGCAAAAAACUAGGUGGCUAUUUGAUUACCACUAAGCGUCAUAAGAAUUUCUGGCUCUUGGCCUAGCUUUCUUAUUUAAAAACAGUAGGCUCAAUGAAGGUUUGGCCUCCAUUAAAGGGGGUUUGGUGUUCAUAAAUCAUUUUAUAAUUGUAAAUCUGAAAAUUUCAUCCAUAGUCACUCUAUUCAAAAGUGAAUGUCUCACUUUCAAGGCUCAGGUC
Messenger RNA from Chenopodium quinoa (quinoa), 975 nucleotides. RefSeq lists its product as uncharacterized. Bases 140 to 823 code for a protein of 227 amino acids. The record is from RefSeq and is a predicted model, not a curated record. The transcript has 3 exons. Lineage: Eukaryota; Viridiplantae; Streptophyta; Magnoliopsida; Caryophyllales; Amaranthaceae.